Coniophora puteana RWD-64-598 SS2 is the source of this 1498-nucleotide messenger RNA. Its product is annotated as pyruvate dehydrogenase. Lineage: Eukaryota; Fungi; Basidiomycota; Agaricomycetes; Boletales; Coniophoraceae. The record is from RefSeq and is a predicted model, not a curated record. Bases 16 to 1368 code for a protein of 450 amino acids. Gene Ontology annotation, molecular function: dihydrolipoyllysine-residue acetyltransferase activity. The transcript is spliced from 6 exons. Gene Ontology annotation, biological process: pyruvate decarboxylation to acetyl-CoA. Gene Ontology annotation, cellular component: pyruvate dehydrogenase complex.
CUGGUUCUGCACUCAAUGGCUUCCUCCCUGGCCCGCGUCCUCUCUCGCCGUAUGCAUGUCUCCGCACGGAGACAUGCCCUCUCCAAGUUCGCCAUGCCCGCCAUGAGUCCCACUAUGACCGAGGGCGGUAUCGCUUCUUGGAAAAAGGCCGAAGGAGAGUCGUUCUCUGCAGGAGAUGUAUUGCUGGAAAUAGAAACCGACAAAGCCACCAUUGAUGUAGAGGCGCAGGACGAUGGUAUCCUCGCCAAAAUUAUUGCUGCUGAUGGUGCAAAGAACAUUUCGGUUGGCUCCACUAUCGCUGUCCUGGCCGAAGAGGGUGACGAUUUGUCGGGCGCCGACAAGCUCGCAUCGGAGACUUCUUCUGAGCCUGCGCCGAAGAAGGAGGAGGCUAAACCUGAAUCUACGAAGUCGCAGGCAACUGAGCCCCAGCCCGAGGCUAAGCCUGCCCCCCAGGAGACUAAGCCUGAGCUCGAGAAGGGCGAGUGUAUCUUCGCGUCCCCCAUAGCCAAGAAGAUUGCUUUAGAGCGGGGCAUUCCUCUGGGUCAAAUUAAGGGCUCAGGACCAUCUGGCCGUAUUAUCAGAGAGGACGUCGAGAAGUAUCAGCCUGCUGCUGCCUCAGCUUCAGCAUCUGCUUCGGCCGCUCCUGGCACCCCGGCCGCUCAGCCCGACUACACUGAUAUCCCAGUUUCCAACAUGCGUCGCACCAUCGGAACCCGUCUUACUCAGUCCAAGCAGGAGAUCCCUCACUACUACUUGACUAUUGACAUCAACAUGGAUAAGGCCCUCAAGCUUAGGGAGGUCUUCAACAAAUCUCUGGGCGAGAAGGACAAGUCUGCGAAACUCAGUGUUAACGACUUCAUCUUGAAAAGCGUUGCAUGCGCUCUUAAGGACGUCCCCGAAGCCAAUUCCGCAUGGCUCGGAGAGGUCAUCCGGCAGUAUAACAAGGCCGAUAUUUCUGUUGCUGUUGCAACUCCCAACGGCCUGAUUACACCCAUCGUCAAGGAUGUCGGCUCCAAGGGGCUUGCAAGCAUCUCAGCAGAAGCGAAGGCCUUAGCCAAGAAGGCCCGUGAUGGCAAGUUGGCACCUCAAGAAUACCAGGGCGGUACCUUCACUGUCUCGAACUUGGGCAUGUUUGAUAUCGAGCACUUCACUGCCAUCAUCAACCCACCUCAGUCUUGCAUCCUUGCUGUUGGUUCAACCAAACCGACCCUCAUACCUGCUCCAGAAGAGGAGCGUGGCUUCAAGACCGUCAACAUUAUGAAAGUCACUUUGAGCUCUGACCACCGGACCGUCGACGGCGCUGUUGGUGCCAGGUGGUUGACGGCAUUCAAGGGUUACCUUGAGAACCCCCUCACCUUUAUGCUGUAAUUGUCGUUUUCUAUGGCUGUUAUGGCAGUUGCAUGUUUUCUGGGAUUAUAUCGUCAACUUCACGCUCUUUUCUAGUAAUACACUUAGACUCCUAUUCUAUAUUUCGCGUAUCAUGUUACGGAAUGCUAGU